UGUACAGAGAUGGCCAUAUAGCUCAGCUCUUUUCAGCUAAAUAAACCGAUCUCUGAACUAAAUCUGAGACAAUGGAGCAACAAGUAUGCUUUCUUGUUAUUCUUUUUAAAUUUUUACUAAAAUCUUGCAUUUUACAGUAAGGAGUAUGUUUUUAAAAAAUUAUUAUAUUGGCUGUAUUCCCACUGCUUUUUAUUGUUAGGAAAUACUUAUCUCAGAUUCAUCUACAGAACAUUUGUAUUAGGUUCCUCAGUGGAUCCGUUGUUCCUUUUACAAAGCUGAUAUAGCUGUGUGGUUUUAGUAUUUCUGCAGGCAUUCUUCAGCCCGGUGUAGAAGUACAACAUUUCGAGAGUAUGAGAAGUCCUAUGUAGCAACUUCUGUGACUUCUACUUCUUAGUUGGCCUGUUUGGUUGUGGUUUUUUGUGGUGGACAAUUUACCUGUUGGAAUCAGCUGCUUGGAGAUGAUGGGGCUUCAUUUGGAAAAAUACUCUUUUCCUAGCACUGGACUUUCUCAGUCAAUCUGGCUUGUGGCAGUGUCUUAUCCACUAUUUUGGGGUUUUUUUUUGUGACAGAGCAUAGUGGCAGGUACUUGAUUCAUCUAUAGUUUUGGGUUUUUUUGUUCUACUAAUGAAGAACAUUUGUAAGCAGGGUUUUUUUUUCUGCAGUAAUACUCUUUUUUGUUCAUACUACUAACGUACUUGAAAUUAAGAAAUUACAUUUCAGACUCUAACAUUUUAUAUUUUAUGUUCACUGAAAGCACUCACUGGCAUGAAAUUAAGCAUAUGUAAUUUAAGGACUUUAGUGUUUAGUCUGCUAUUCCCAAUUGGAUUGAAUUCCAUCGCACACUGAAUGCCCUGGUGUUUCAGCUUUCUCUGUGCAGGCAUGUGGAACUGAGAGAGUAUGGCAUAAGUUUUAAAUGGGAGUAAGAACUGCAGAAACUGGAAACAAAUUUGCGAAGAACCUGCUUUCCUGGAAAUAAAAAUCCUCAGUAACCUUUCAGUUCUUUCCAGCCCACCUUCAGUUUAAAUUCUAGAUAGUGUGAUAUGCUUUUUAAAUAACAAAUUAUGCCAGAGGAGUAAGGGGGUUUAAAUUUAGCUUAAGUGCUUUAUCUAGUGAUGAAGUCUCAUACCAAGAUGAAGGUGCUUAUUGAUACAUAUGAAGUUUUGUCUUAAAGAAACAUUAAUUAGAAAGUGUUUUCCUGUUGUGCUGUGUACUUUGAGGAAGAAGGUGUUCUUAUGUAAAUAAUGAUAAUUGAGUUAAUUUUUUUUAUUUUAUCUCAUUAUGAUCAGAGAUUUUACUUUUUUUUUUUAAAGAAAAGCUUAUCUUUAGCAGCAUUGAGAUACUAUCCAUGUGUAUGCUUUGCCUGUAACUUAUGAUUUUAAAAUAAUCCUAAAUUUCCAGUUCAAAUUAAAAUUACGGUCAUGGAAAUGAUGCAUAUUAUUGCAUAAUUUGUACUAUUUAAAAGCUUUUAUUUCUGAAGUGUUGGGUUAAGUCAUUGUGGAGAUUUUUUGUUGAUGUUAUUGAUCUCACUUCUUUAUUGGCUUUUUUUUAAUCAGACUGAUUUGACAUCUGCUCUGUUUUUGUGUUAUUUUGUUUCAACUUAAGCAAGUUCUGUAUUAAGAAUGUGGCUGGUUGAGUGGAUGAAAUUCCCCCACCCCCCAAGCAAGUGUGGUGAUUUAAUGGAAAUAAACUGGCAGAAGAAUUAGAAAUAUAGUGGAUGUGCUAGAGCUAAGUUUAUGGACAUUAAGAAGAACGAAAGGUUUUUAAGUUCUGCUUCUUAUCCAGUGACUUGACUUUUGGGAAAGUAAUAGGAUUUUAUCACCACUGAAUGUUCUUUGUGAGCAGGUUAGACAAAUGAGGCAGUUUAUCUUUUAUUGCUGUCAGGUGAGGGGCAACUCAUAUUUCCUUUUUUAUUUAUCAUUAUUUUUAAUACCGCAUUGUUCAUUUGGUGCGCAUUCUGUGAUGUUUCCCAGAGCAAUGAACAAGCGGGAGUCUGAACAAACCUGCACUUCAGAAGCUUUGCUUGAAAAUUCCAUCAGUUAUUUUUUUGAGCUUCUGAUAAUGUCUGAUUUCUGUAAUCUUAAAAGUUUAUUAGUUUUCUACAAAUAUUCAUGUGCUGUUUGUCUAAACAGAUAGAAUUUUUUAUCAGAACAAAGAUAGAACUCCAUUGUAGAUCGCCAUCUUGGUUUUCUUCCUUUAUUUGAAUGAGACACCUUGUUGUGCUCUGUGCAGAAUCAGUGAUCUCAGUCUAGUAAUGCACUUGAAGAAGUAUGUGAUCUUGCAUGUGAGCCAUCUUGUUGAAGAAAGUGUAGCUCAUAUAUAUGGAAUGGCUUUUGGAUUAGUUUGAUUGUAACUGUGUCUUGUAUUCAAUUCAUGAGGCUUGUAUGUAAAAUACUUCAUUUCAUGUGUAUUUUAAUGUUCCUUACCUAAAUCUGAUCACCUUUGAGAUAACGUUUUUGCCAAAACAAUAAUGAGGGAGAAGUCUAUUUAGCUAUUGGUUGUAUUCAGCCUCUCCCAUAGUGGCAGUUUGCCACCUCUGGAAAGGAAGGCACGUUGCUUUCUGUACCUUUUGAAAUACAGACACGAAAGCCUGCUUAUGCUCAGGAGCUCUGCAUUCGCUUGGAGAGUGCUGUGAUCACCCUGUGGUUUCUAAUGACCAGGAAAAGGAGGCGUUUUUUCUGGAAGUCAGUUUUUUGUUGUUGUUUUUAAUCAAAUGUGAUAAAUUCUAGAUUGUUCUGGACCAUGUCAGCUGGGAAGACUGCUCUUUUUGAAAAGAAAUUCCAUUCCUAUUUUCUAUAUGUGAUAAAGCAGUGAGUACAGAACCCUCCCCGAAGGCAUAUUUUCAGGGCUCAGUGAGAAGAUUGACUUGCAGUUUCGAAAAGUUUGUUGCUGGGGCUUCCUCUUCCCUUUUUUUGUUUUACUCAGAACAGCAUCAUUGAGAAAUGCAUAAAGUUUGUUGAUGUUCAUAACAAUAUAGGUCUUCUAGAUAGCACAGCUUGUGAGUUGCUUUUCAUACAGAAGGUUAUUAGGUAUAGUAUUGAAAUAUUUACAGAAGAACAGCUAAGUAAGGGAUCAAUUUUAUUUUUAGUGUUCAGUGACAGAACAUGGUCUGAAGCAAAAACUAUGUAUCUUCUCUUGCAAGUUCCAGGGAUGGUUGGUAGAUUCCUGUCAAAUCAGUGGUUAAAAUGUAAUCUUGUCCUUUCUCAUAAAUGAGAUGGCACUAAAUUGUCAGUUUCAUCCGGUGAAUGUAGGCUGUUACUACUGAGCUUCCGUUUCUUUUUUGACUGCUUAUAUUUAUCUGUCCCCUUAUGAAGUUGGACUUGAUUUUUUGAGUUUGGUGGGGGUCACUAUUAGAUGGAUUAAGAAAUUAUCUUCAGUGCCCUCCAGGAGUCUCCUGGAUUGCUUACAGCUGAAAUUUGUGUGAUUUGAUUAAUUUUUUUUUCCUGUUUCACUUCCUAUGCUUUGCUAUAGAAAGCCUAAUAAAAGCUUAUUCAGUUCUUUUUAUUUAACUUCUCUAAAUUUUGAUAGACUUUCAGUCAUACUCUGAAACGAUGAGGUGAGAGGUGAGGUAAGGCAUGACAGAAGAGUGAUGAAAAAGAUGGAACAAUUUUCUUGGGCCCACCCUGCUUCUUUAUCAUAUUCAUAGUAGGUGGAAAAUUGGAAGAAUACUUCUUAGACUUUUGCAGUUCUGCUUUGCAUAUGUGUGUUUUGAACACUUUUAAAGUUACAGUUAUAUUGGAAAGUAGCAUUUCUUUUGAAGGAUGCAAGAAAGGUGAACGGUAGAUGUGACUUGCAUCAAUUAUAUCACUUGAAGAGUUGUACCAGUAUGGAGGAACUGCAUUGACAUGACUGACAUCUUGCUCAGCCGCGUCAUCUGAAGUUGUUGAUGGCUGUUUGCUGUCUGGGUUUAUGUGAUCAUGAGGUAAUAGGGUGGUGGGGGAGGUACCCUUUCCAUACCAUUUUGGUUUGUGUUGCUCUUUCUAGAAAGAGAGAAGCUAGAAAGGAUGAAAAAUACUCUUCAGUUCUCUCUUUUAAGUACUUACAGCUGUGCAUCUUCUUAUCCAGAGAAUCAGUGACUGAAGUUGUAGUCUUUAGAUUUUGUGUUAACCUACAAUAAUUUCUUUGGAUCCAAGUUCCACUUCUUGGUGAAUCAUUAAUCCUGUUUGCUGGUUUGUACUUGAGGAAGCCAUCACAUCUUGUUCUGAGGAAGCACGCUGUUACAAUUGAGUGUUUAAAAAUUAUUAUUUUAGGUUGAGGAUUUGGUGUAGUUUUUGUUUGGUUUGGCGUUUUUUUGUGGGUUGUUUUUUUUCAGCUUUGCCAUGGGAAAAGGGUUAUUGCAAGUGUAGCAUUUGUUUUGAAAUGGAAGGCUGAUCUGAAGAAUAUUAGGAAGUUAGCUGAAUGCCCCUUGUACAGGCUGUAGUGAUAACUCUAGAUAGUUUGACAUGGUCACAGUGAGUGUCUGCCUGUAGGUUUGUAAGGGUGAGAGUAGUGACUGAAUAGCUGCAUAAUAAAGCUGAAGACAUUAAAGUACAUACUGUUUCUUAAGACAGUCAGGGGAUUGGAAGCUAAAUUUAAGAAAUAGUCUUAUCUCUGACCCUUAAAUGGCUGAGGAUCUUUAGGACAGAAACAUAAGAAAAUGUUGAGGAUCCAGAGAGGUUUGUCGUCUCUCUCUUAAGCAGUAUUAAUAUCAGUUUCUUUGAUAGUGAUGGAGCUAAGAUUAGAAUGUAUAAAUUGCAUAAACGCCAGUACAGAAUUGAGAGAUUUUAAGGCCUUGAAUAAUAGGGAUGUCUUAUUUUUUUCUCGUUAAACAUUACAUACUAAGAAAUUAUGUUACUGUUUGAUUUUCUUUUUCGUAUUGCAGAGUGGAUCUAAAUUGUUUACACAGAACAGUUGGGGUGGUCUGUAGUAUAGAUGAAGAUGUAGCUUGCUAAUUGUUUCCUUAUAGGAGGAAGUAGAGGAGAAAUUUUUUUUAAAAUCUCCCUUUGUAACUCUUUAAAUCUCUGAAUCUCUUAAUCCCUGCCUGUAGUCCUGCCAAUUUAAAUCUCAUCAGGUACUUUUUUAGCAUCAUCCUUAAACUCUUGGAGAUUAUUGUGAUUCCCUUGGUCUCUCCUUUUGAAGCACUGUAGGAGAUACAGCUAGGGCAUCUAUGUUGCAUCAGAAGAUGAGGUGUAAUUGCCUGCCAGUGACAGACGUCACGCAGACAGUAUGCAACUGCUAACAGGUAAUUUCUCUUUAGCUGCAGUUUACAUGUACAGUUACUUUGAGGAAGUUUGAAAUGUGUCAGAAUUUAUGCUGUCACCUCUGUCACUCCAAUUUCAAAGUUGUGGGUUUGUGAGUGCAGCCCCUGAAGGGCUUAAACAGAUAGUUCCAAAAGGACUUGGCCUGUUAACAUUUGCUUUUGGCUACUGUUAGGAAGUCUGUGGGUAGUGUGGUGAAAUGCUUCAGUUGAAUAGAUAAGGACACUAAGCUAGCUUUUAUAUUGUAUGUGAGUGAUUCGGACCUCGUUAUUUUUGCCACCUCACACCACUUUUAGAUUGUGCAGUGUCUGUUUUUUUGUGGUUUCUUGCUUUGCUGAUGUUGUUCUUGGUUUUCGUUUUGUUCAAUUUUCCAAAGUUCUGUUUGAGAAUUCAUAUUUCAAAUAUAUGGAAUAUACAGCAUCCUCAUGAAGGAGUGCCUGAGGAGUGUGGAUUCUUGGUUUUGGUUUUUUUUCAUUGAAAGAUGCUUUCUAAAUCAGAAUGAUGUCAUGAUAAAUGUUUUUCUGUAUUGCUGAUUCCUUUUACUAACAUGGGAAAUAAAAGUAAUUCUCAGAGAAGCUGGUAAUUGUUCCGGGGGAUGAAAUGUGAAGGGAAGAAUUAAAGAGACUAGCAAACAACAAGAGUGCAGAAAUAGAUUAAAAAGGUUGUUAGUGGUUCUAAAAGGAAAUGUAUCUUUAUAGUGAAGAGUGAAUUUCAAAUGUAAAAUAAAAACACCAAAAUAAAAGUCAGUAAUGUUUAAUUGCGCAUACAUCCUUUUAUGUCAGUGAAAGUCAUAUAGCUUGAUCAGCAGAUAGCCAGCUUAGGAAGGGUGACUUGUAAUGCAGACCUGAUUAUGCGGUCCACAUGUCACAGCCAGGCUUCGAAGUCGGCCUUCAUUGAUAGCUCGGACAGGCCUAUCAUCCCAGUAGGUGAUAUUCUCCAUGCAUCCUUUGUUCUUUUCAUUGAGGUAAAGGGGAAGGGCAGUGUGGCUGUAAUAACUGUUAGUAAAGAGUCUCCAGGGUUCUGUUUCGGGGUGGGGGAUAAUUGUCUUGAAAUGUGAGGACAGCAUCCUUUGAGAUGAACUUCAGGCCAAAGUACUGAAGAAUUUAACUGCACAAGAAAAUGCAGAUCUGGACAUAUGCAGAGUAAGAAAUAAUUUGAGAAAAACAUUGUGAGGACAGGCAGGAGAAGAAAUGAUACUACUUUAAAAAAACACUUGUGUGAAGGAACUUGCUAUAUGUUUUUAUCAAUAAUUUUGCACUUUUUUGUGUGAAGUAGGUAGCAUACUAUCCUGUAGGGGUUUUUUUAUAGCUGAGCUCCCUAGAAAUGCUGUACAUUACAAACUGUGAGGAAAUCCUAACCUGCUCUUUGUUUGCUUGUUUUCCUAGUUUUUCUCUUGUGUGCGUUACCAUGCAAGAAAAAAACCCUCCUGUCUUUACUUUUAUUGGAUGGCUUUGAACUGUACUAUUAUGCAUCUUGUUUUAUAUGGAUUUUGUUGUAUGCAAGGAAAACAGGAUAACAAUGAGGAAGAAAAAGUAGGAAGAAAAACAAUUUAUGUUGCAUAUAUGUGUGCCUGUAUUAUGCGAGUAAGUAUGUGCAUAGAUAGGUUUUGACUAGAAAUCUGUGGCCAUUCUGUUGAACUGAGAGUGUGUUAGUAAUGUGUAGGAGUAGGAUUUGGGAUAUUCGAUACUGAGAAGUACAUAGUUCUUAUUUUAGGGGGGAAGUGUCAGUUAUGGGUAUCAAUACUUUAAUAUAUUUGUGCUAAUUAGUUCUUAGUGUAUUUAUGUAUCUUAAAAUCUGAAAGGGGAGGAGGGUAGCUUUGAAAAUGCAGUAAAACACUGAGAACUCAGUAAGAUCAUUGUUAGAAAGUAGAGACUUAUACAGUUAUAAAGAUAUUUUUUUUUAAAAAAAGUUGUUUUGUAAAGUAGUAUCUUGCACUUUACCUGCUGGCUUUUCAAUUUGGUAGAUAACAUCUGAACUCCAGCAGAGUUUUAUAAUCCCCACGUGCUUAAAUAUACUAAAUGUUCUUUUUCCAUUAAGGUUAAUGUUCGUGAAGAAAUUGAAGAGUUUUUUCCAAGAAUGUGGAAGAUAAAUCAAGAUAAAAGAAGGCUAAUGAAAAGUAUUAAAGAUCAGAAAAUUAAAAUUGAAUGGGGGAAAAAAUUGAACAGAAGAUUGGUCAGAUAGAAGCACUUGAAUAUUUUUUUAAGGCUAUAAUGAAUUGUUUGAAUUGGGGAAGAAUACACGAAGUAUGAAAAAUGAAAAACUCAAUGAAGAAUGAAGAAAAGUAGAAAGCAAGAGUGAAGUAGAAUUAAAAGAAUCUGGAAGAAUGAAUGGGUCCUAGGUUAAGUAAAUGAGUCUCGCUCCCAGUCAAAAUCUCCAGCUGGGAGUCCUGCUCGUGUAAAAUCGGAGAGCAGGUCAGGAUCUCGCAGUCCAUCGAGGGCUUCCAAACAUUCUGAAUCUCACUCUAGAUCAAGAUCAAAAUCAAGGAGACGUUCUCGAAGCAGAUCGUACACACCAGAAUACCGUCGUCGAAGGAGCCGUAGUCAUUCUCCAAUGUCCAACAGGAGAAGGCACACUGGCAGCAGAGCCAAUCCCGAUCCUAAUACGUGUCUUGGAGUGUUUGGUCUCAGUUUGUAUACUACUGAGAGAGACUUGCGUGAAGUCUUUUCCCGUUAUGGACCUUUGACUGGUGUCAAUGUAGUUUAUGAUCAACGGACUGGACGAUCAAGAGGAUUUGCUUUUGUUUAUUUUGAGAGAAUUGAUGAUUCUAAAGAGGCAAUGGAGCAUGCGAACGGUAUGGAGCUGGAUGGCAGGAGGAUUCGGGUGGAUUACUCAAUCACCAAGAGAGCACAUACACCCACCCCAGGCAUCUACAUGGGCAGGCCAACACACAGCGGAGGAGGUGGUGGUGGCGGAGCAGGUCGUCGCCGUGACUCAUAUUAUGAUAGAGGGUAUGACAGAGGAUAUGACAGAUAUGAAGAAUAUGACUACAGAUACAGGAGACGAUCACCAUCGCCUUACUAUAGUCGAUACCGAUCACGAUCAAGAUCGCGUUCCUAUAGUCCAAGGCGCUACUGAAGAUCAGAAGAGUUAUAGUUGCAGACGUGAUGACGUAAUUUUUAAGUACAAAGUUCGGAUCUUAGCUUCCUUACUGCUUUCCCUCCCAUCCCUUCCUUCCUUGUCCUCCAUCCAGCUCUUCUACGAAUCUUUGGUUCAUUUAGAAUUUACAUAUUUCAGUUGAAGUAUUCCUGUUUUACAUCCCUUCUUAUUGUAAUACUCUUAAAUAUUGUAAUUGUUGUAGUUUUUGUGUAGUAAAACAUCUUCAGUAAAAGGAAAUAGAGAGCCCAAAGUGCUGAUACAUUUUGGAUGUCAUUCCUAUUCUGUUUUUAAAACAAUUGGACUCCCAACUAGUGACAAGAGAGCAUUGAUAUUUUUAAGGCUUGCAUGUCAUAUGUAAUAUACACACUCGGAUACUUUAAUAUAAACCUGCAUUUCCAAGUAACUCGUUAAUCUUUCUGUUAAAAUGUUUACCUAUUACUUUGAUAAACAAGUAACGACUUUGAGCCUUUUCUGUAAUGACAAAUUUACUUAGAUAGUCAUGAACCAGAGGAUUUUUUUUUUUUAAUUUUUUUUUGUCAGGUAGUUGCUUUGAGCGUAGAAUAUUUGAGCUAGAGCAAAACUUGGUAUUUGACUGACUGAGAAAACAGAUCCUUGUACAUUCAAAAUUAAGCUUGUGUUUUAUAGAUAAAUUUUCUGGGUUGCUACACAGUGGAUAACAUUUGAAGUUCAAAGUGUAAAAGUCCUGGUGCUUUUAUUGUACUUGGUUGAAUAUUUCCCCUUAAUCGGUGCAGGAGCAAAAAUAUUUAUUGAACAUAGCAAUUAGUUCUAUAAUUUGCUGUUCAUUUAAAUGACAAUAACAAAACCCACCAACUUUUUGGUAUUGCAAUAAUGAUUAAGCAAGUUUGGUUUCCAGUCCUUUCUGGAGUUUUGGAAGUAUUGGAUGGAAAAACCUACAACUAUAUGUAAACCUUUUUUCCCAUCAAUAAAAGUUAAUUCCACUGAGA
Molecule: messenger RNA, 9295 nt
Organism: Cuculus canorus (common cuckoo)
Lineage: Eukaryota; Metazoa; Chordata; Aves; Cuculiformes; Cuculidae
Gene: TRA2A
Product: transformer 2 alpha homolog
Exons: 8
Coding region: 7785-8309 (174 amino acids)
Biological process (GO): positive regulation of mRNA splicing, via spliceosome
Cellular component (GO): spliceosomal complex
Molecular function (GO): RNA binding
Source: RefSeq, a predicted model, not a curated record